Messenger RNA from Leguminivora glycinivorella, 9437 nucleotides. RefSeq names its product TGF-beta receptor type-1 (gene babo). Bases 218 to 1762 code for a protein of 514 amino acids. Lineage: Eukaryota; Metazoa; Arthropoda; Insecta; Lepidoptera; Tortricidae. Gene Ontology annotation, biological process: protein phosphorylation; cellular response to growth factor stimulus; activin receptor signaling pathway. Gene Ontology annotation, molecular function: ATP binding; activin receptor activity, type I; activin binding. The transcript is spliced from 9 exons. The record is from RefSeq and is a predicted model, not a curated record. Gene Ontology annotation, cellular component: activin receptor complex; plasma membrane.
GAAAUUAUUUCACAUUGAUUUUACGAGUUGUUUUUUUAAAUGUAUUUUUGUUAUUCAAUGUGUUGAUCCUGCGGAAUUCCGUCUUUACGCAAAUACUUGAGACAGUGAAUGUGUAAUAAAAUAAUAUGUCAUGUUCCUAUUAGACAUCAAUGGCCGUAUUGCUGUUUUGUCGUGCAUCAAUAAUAUGUGUUUUGCCGUGUCUGGACAAUAGAUUGUAAUGUUUCAAUCAAAUAAUGUGAUCAUGCAUAACUAUCUGUGCCGAAAGUGGUUCCUGCUGCUGUUAUUCGUGGUUUAUCGCAAGCUGGACCCUGUAGAAGGCUUGAAAUGUUACUGCGACACGACGGGGCCCAGCUGCCAGAACGAGACCUGCGAGACGGACGGCUUCUGCUUCGCCUCCACCACGCUCAAGGACGGCGUCGAGAAGUACGAAUACCGCUGUAUGGAACGUAAAGCACUGAUACCGCCGGAGCACCCCUUCGGUUGCUCCACGACGAAGGCUAAAAAUGAGUCCGUGGUGAUACAGUGUUGUGACAGUCGUGACAUGUGCAAUCGCGAUAUGCGUCCGCAGCUGCAGCCGAAGCCGCCAGACACAACGCCGACCGCGGCGGCAUGGCAAGUGGUGCCCUGGAUUAUUGGCCUCAUGGUCCUGGGCAUAUGCGCCGCCAUAAGCUUCUGGUGGGCCAAGCGGUCCCGCAAGAUGCUCAAGAGGGGCCUGGGCUCCAGGCCGCUGUUCCCUGCCGAGGACUCGCUGUGCGAACCGAGACACCCGAUACUGGGAACGGCCACAAUCAGAGAUAUGAUUGAGUUGACGACCUCUGGCUCUGGAUCAGGUCUCCCAUUACUGGUGCAACGUUCCAUCGCCCGCCAGAUCCAACUAGUGGACAUCAUAGGCAAGGGCCGUUUCGGCGAGGUGUGGCGCGGCCGCUGGCGGGGCGAGAAUGUCGCCGUCAAGAUAUUCUCCUCGCGCGAGGAGUGCUCCUGGUUCCGCGAGGCAGAGAUAUACCAGACUGUCAUGUUGCGCCAUGAGAACAUACUCGGGUUCAUCGCCGCUGAUAAUAAAGACAACGGCACAUGGACACAACUGUGGCUGAUCACGGACUACCACGAGAACGGCUCGCUGUUCGACUUCCUGACGGCGCGCACCAUCGACUCGGCCACGCUCGUCAAAAUGGCGCUUAGCGUCGCCACAGGCCUGGCGCAUCUGCACAUGGACAUCGUUGGCACUAAAGGCAAGCCAGCGAUCGCCCACCGUGAUCUCAAAUCGAAGAACAUCCUAGUGAAGAGCAACCUCACCUGUGUGAUCGGAGACCUGGGGUUGGCGGUGCGACACAACGUAUCUAGUGACUCAGUGGACGUGCCGUCGACUAACCGCGUCGGCACCAAGAGAUACAUGGCGCCUGAGGUGUUAGACGAAACAAUGGACACGCGCCAGUUCGACCCGUACAAACGCUCGGACGUGUAUUCGUUCGGUCUGGUGGUGUGGGAGAUGGCGCGGCGAUGCGGCGCGCUGCCCGACGAGUACCAGCCGCCGUACCACGACUGCGUGCCGCCGGACCCCGCGCUCGAGGACAUGAGGAGGGUCGUGUGCCUGGAGCGCAGGCGGCCGAGCGUGCCCAACCGGUGGCACUCGGACCCGAUCCUCUCGUCAAUCUCGAAGGUGAUGAAGGAGUGCUGGUACCAGAACCCGGCCGCGCGGCUUACGGCGCUGCGCAUCAAGAAGACGCUCGCCAACAUCGGCGCGGGCGACCUCGGCAAGAUGUAGGCCAACCUCACGCCGAUUGGACGGCCCUUGGUCAGGUCUGUUACUAUAUAACCACCCCGUCACUGCUUCACGAUUGUUGCUAUGCCAACAUUGAUUUAUACUAGAAGAAACAACCCUUUCAGCCCGGCCACGAUAUUGGUCUAAGGCGACAGUGUCGGCCAUAGGUUGGGUUGGGUACACAGCGAAGGACCUUUCGGUCACCCGUGUGGCCGCGCAACUUUCGUAGACCCAACUAACUUGUAUUAUAAGUCACUGUUGGCCGGUUGUCAAUGUGGACUGCAUUUGAUUGACAAGUGAAGUAAACUUUUGCGGAGAGUGACUUGCGCUAGUUACAGAAGGUGUAGCAAGAAACUUUAAAACCAAAUCUGGUGUACAUGAAAAAAUAAUGGUUUUAUUUGUAAAACUGAUGCUUUCCUCUUGAUGUUAUAUUUCGUUUAUUUCAUUCGCACCAGCUUUGCCUAUUUAUGAACAUAUAAAGUAAAAAUGCUGUGCGUUUCCAACUAAAAUAACUACACCUAGGUUACUUACGCGGUGGUUAUAAUGCGCCAAUUGUAUAAAGAUAGUAGAAUAUUAGCAGCGCUGUGCGAAUUUUAAAAGUGUCAUGAAUUAACUUUUCGUGGCGCUUUUUCAAUGUGUACGACUGAAUAGUAGAAACGAGUCAUGUAGUAGUAAGGAAAAGGAACGCUUGGCGUAUUGCGUUGGGGUUCUGGUUAUAAGAUAUCGUGCGGUAGAGUUCUCGGUACAACAUUACAAUUCUAAAUUUGACUUUAAUUUGCUCUAAUUAUUGACUAUAUGAAACUUUAUUCAAUAUAAAAUUUCUGUUAAAUGUCCCAAAUAUGGCAAACUGUAUUGUUAUUUUGAUCCUGCGCGAUUUUGUCUGGCUUGGCGAUGGCAAUAGUUUUUUAACCGACUUCCAAAUCUCAAAGGAAGUAGGUUAUCAAUUCGUCUAUGUUUUUUUUCUUAUUACACUUAAAUAUGAAAUGAGAUAAGUACCAGAUCUCUAUUGCAUCAAAGAGUUCAAUCGGUUGAAAGUUAUGUUUUGAUUAAGACCGGACGCACGCGGAAUCGAAAUAUACUAUCGAUUAUAACGAUAGCUGCGUAUCGAGACGUUUUAACUCUAGAUGUUUCUAUGUCCUAGAUGUAUUUGAAGGUAUUCAUGUACCUGAUGUGUGUUUGCGUGCGUCUGUCUUGCUGUCGGCCCACGAUACACCUUGCAGUCAUCUAGUAUUGGCUAGUGUUUGUAUUUGUACAUUAUUUGUGACGUAGAUAAUAUCAGAGACGUUAGAUGGAUAAGUCAUGCGCGUCAUAAGAGAUAAAAUACAUGUUUAAUGUUUCUAAAUGUCGUGUAACCGAUGAAGAUUAGAUCUUUUGAUCAAUACUUCGAGCUUCUCACUGCAUUGAGUCCAAGGAGACCCGAACGGCAAAGUGUAUCGUGUGACGUGAACCCAGUUCGGCUCCGCCGAAUUGUCCUGACCCCUACCUCUUAGAUUUAUAUUAUUAAAUAUAAUAAUAUCAGAAAGGCGCAUUUAAUAAAUACGUUAUACGGACUUCAUGUAGUGAUAUUAUUUUGUUACCAAGAACGUAGUUUUUAUUUGUUAAGGCUAUCCUGUUUGAUCGUAAUCUUUGUGAAAAGCUUUUUUGUUAAUUUCCUGUGAUAUUUGACUUCGCAGAUAGUGUGUUGUUUCCGAGUGUAUCUAAUAAGUAGGAAUCUACGUAACGCGUCGAGUCGAGAAGGAGAAGGGUAAAUGAAUGAAGGAUUGUAAAGUAUACUUUUAAGGCGACAUACUAAUUAGUAUGAAUAUUUACUAUCUACAACCAUUAUAGUAACUACGUCGACUUGGCGCGUUAUGUCUGUGCCCGUUCUGUAUCCGUGUUUGUUGCCACGAGUGGUAAUUUUUGCUUUCCAGCAAUAAAAGAGUCACACGAACUAGCCGUGAAAAUGCCGCACCUUCGAUUUUUAUUAAAAUGAGAUGAAACUUAGGGGCAGUAAGCCGUUUCCGUGUCGAUAGGUUUGGGUAAACUCUAGCUCUGUAGCUUACUGACAUAAGCAAGCGAAAAUUACUACUCGUAAUACAUUUCAUUUGAAAUGAAAUUCUAUACCAGAUCUAUUGCUGCGUUAUGCCAGGGUGAACGGAGCGUCACCAUUAAGCGGGUUUACAAUUGAUCUCUUUAAUACUAAGUUUAAACACCUGAAUUAGUAUAAUAGUACGAGUAUACUCGUAAUUGACAAAAUCCAAAUGUUCAAAAAGUAUGUUCGUGUUUUAUGAAGUCAAUAAUGAUCUCUAGCUGUAUCAGUUAAAAACUAUUCGAUUAUAGUGAUCUUAAUAUAAAACACGUUGAAAAUCAUUGACAGCGUUAGUGCUAAGAAAAUAACGUUUGCAGUACAGAUGGUAUUUUUUUUACGCACUAGUGCGAGAAGUGGUUCAUUAUAUGUCUGGUCGAAACUUCGGUGAGCCAUCUGUACUGAAAAACGUCGUACGAUAUGCGUGCGAAAAGGAAAUUCGAAAAGAGUGGCGAUGAAUUAAAACACGACCGAAGGGAGUGUUUGAAAUCAACACGAGUUUGAUUUUCAGUUCGAGCUUUUUUACGCACUUGUAUCGUAAUGUACUAUUUCAGUACAGAUGGUGCUUUUUACCCGCAAUAGUGCGCAAAGUGCUCGAAACUUGAAACGCUCAUCUGUACUGAAAAACGUCGUACGCGUUUGAAAAGGAAAUUCCAACUUUUUCUGUUAUUUAUUACACUUGGUAGAAAUAUAACGUAUUGGACAGAAACAAUAUGUAUUGAAAAGAGGUGACUUCUGCCCGCUGUCGACGCUCCCUUCAGCCUCGUAGUCUCGCACUCUAUUCGAUGCAAGAGCGUUUUCAAACUAGAAAUAUAUAUCGAACACAACUUGAAACUAUACAAAGCAAACAAAGUGUAAAGCCAGAAAUACGCUGACGAGACCUAGCCUGGUGACACUAGAGACGAACAAAUCAAAUGAAAAACUAAACAUUAAAAAAAUGAUCUCAUAGGCAGCUACGUAAAAAUAAUAAUAAAGCUGAAUAAAAAAAAAAGAACAAAAGAAUUACAUACUUAUUUAGGUUAUUUAGGCUUUGAUUUGAGUAAUCAUUUCGGUAACAAUGCAACAAUACGCUAAGUUGGGACUGAUCUGAUGAUGCAGUCGGAAAUAUGGUGCAAAAGAAAUUCUAGAGGGUAAAACAAUGUUAUUUAUUUUAUAGGCUUAUCGUAUUUUUUAGAAGUUUGAGUAAGAGGCUUAGACCGUAUAAGAUACUAUCACGGAGUAGGUAACACCAAUGGAACGUUUAGAAAGAAAGAUAUAUAAGUACAUAAUGUAUGUACACAUAACGUUAGGCGAUUUUUUCAUAAUUAUUUGUUUAGCAUCAAAAUACAGUUGGAUAUGAAUAUAACAACCUAGAAUCACUAUUUUAGAUAUUCGGUAAGGUAUGUAGUUUGGCGAGAAUGAUAUUAUAUUAGUGGUGAUUGGCUGACAGAUACAUUGGGUAUCUGUAAGCAGGGAGGGAGGGGGAGGGGGGGUGUACCGAAGAAAAAUAAUGAUGGUUAAGCUUGAUUUUGUAAUGUACAGUCGUACUACUUAUCUCAAUUGAUAAAAAUUUGGUAUACGUUUUUUCUUUCCCCCUGAAAUUAUUUAGUCACCAUUUUACUUUGUCUUCCAAUUGUGAUUAUAUAAAAAUCCCUUGUUAUAUAUAUUUUUAUAUGGAACGAAGAGGGUGAAGCGGGGAAGCCGCGUAAUCGGUAUUAUCGGCGUGGUGCUAUUGCUUUCGAAGCAAAUGUUGUCUAGUAGUGUCUCAAUGUAUGUAACAAAUUUAGUGAUAUUUCUUUUUAUUUUAAGCGAGAUCUUAAAGAGGUAGUGUACUCUAGAACCAAUGUUAGGAGGGUCGUGUAGGUAGAUAGUUUGACAUUAGACGUAGCUAGCGGAGGACAAAAUAUUGAUAAAUUCAUUAAAUUAUUAUAAAGUUAUAUUUUUCUGAUAAGUUUCAAGAAAUCUUUGUCCCAAUAACGUGCUAGUUUCCAACAAUGCGAUAUUCGUCUAAAACUCUUCUUGCCGUUUUAAUUGCAAUUAAAUGCAAACUCAACAUAAGUGGCAUCCUCAGUAAAAGGUUACAGUACUUUUUGCCAGUAUACAUUGUUCGACAAGUAAACAUAGUAUUUGCGAAACGCUCCUGCUCGAGUUCGGUGCAUUUUAAAUUGUUGAAAUGACAAAUUGUCCUCGUAAGCUUCUAUCGACUAUGUUCAGUCUAUAUUCUAUUAUACUGCGUGUAAACCACUCCAAUGUUAAACGUUCACGUUUCGAUAAAAUACAGUAUCAUACAUUUGCAAUAAGUAAAAGUUUCUCUUUAGAGUUGGUACUAAAAUUCUUAUAAAAAAAUAACGCCCGUUUACACACAUACUGAUAUUUUAAGGACUCCUGAAAAGGUAACAAAAAGUUUUAACAUUAGACGGAUUACAUGUUUUAUAGUCUAUAAAGAUUUAUUUUGUAAUUUAGAUCCCAGUUAGAGUAAGAGGUGAGAGAUCAAAACUAAUUUAGCAAAGCACGUAUUUUGAUAGGUACUUAUUCCAAAUAAUAUUCUUAUAAACAUUUGGAAUAGGUAUACGGCCGCGUGGAGAUCUGCCGUACCGUGCUCUUUUUACAUUUAUGUCCUAAUAUGGUGCAUUUACUGUCAUAUGUAGUAGGUAAUAUGAUAAAUAUACCAUCAUAAACGCACUUAAUUUCUUCAAACUUGUAGAAUAAAGAAAAAAAAGAUAAGGUUACUCUCAUGCCUUUGGUAGACUUUUAGAAAAAUGAUUCGGCCUAACUAAUACUUUCUUUAGUGAGAGUACUAAACUCCAGUCAUUUAUAAAAAAUUGACUUACUCAAAAACUACCGAAAUAAUGUAAAUGGUUCUUUCAAAACCUGGCUCGUUGGUGACAGCAUAAAAAUAUAUCUUUGAAUAGGUUUCUGAAUAUUACAUAGACAUGCUUGCAUAAAUGUGGUAUGUUACAUACACAUGGUACGGUAUGGUAUGGUAGGUUUACACGCGGCCAUAGAGGCAGCCCUCUUUAUACGAUCUAAUAAACGCGUAAGAUUUUGUAAGCACGUAGAUUUCGUACAUAAUGCAUAACUUGUACAUUUUGUAGUAGACAUUGAGAUAAUUUAUUUUUUGUUUUAUUUUUUUAUUGAUGCCGUUGUGGCGGAUAUGCUUUUAACGCGUAACGGUGCGGCCUGUUGUAUAAAGACUAUAAAGUAUGGUUAAAGUAACCAAACAGGCAUAAGAGAAGAACAACUUACAUCACUCAGAUGAACGCCAUAAACCACCUAUUGCAUUCUGAUCCCCGGGUGGGAUAUGUGUUUGCAUUUUUUCAAUACUACAGGAACUGCGUUAUUUUCAUAAGUUAUUGUUUUUUUUUAUUAUAUAUCGGAAGGUUUUUUCAUAUGCGUUUCCCGUAAGACGUUAAACAUACUUAAAAUAAGUACGCUAAACUAUUGUUUUUGCAUUUGCUAAGAGUUUUACGGAAAAUGUUAUACUGCUGCCCACCUUUGUUUAUUUAUUUUUAAUUUUAUGUUACUUUAUUCAUUUUAUCCAUAUUCUUGAAACGCGUAUGAAAUUGCUCCGAAUAAUCGUAUUUUGGAAUAGUAAGGAGAAAAGUGAUUUGUUUUAAAGUUCACUUCUGUAUAAAUAGUUGUUAAUUUGAGAUUUUGUUUUACUUUUAAAUAUGCUAAGGAUUCGAGUGCACCUCGAGCAGGCACAGUGAAAAGAAAAUGACAAUAAUAUGUUCUUUGAUUGCCAUUUUCAUUUUUCUGUGAUAUUCAGUAACUGAAAAACUUGUGAAUGGCCGCUAUAGACUGAUACAAUAAACAGACAUGCUUCCUCAUGCCCAUGCAUGCAGCCAAUAAUCCUAUUCAAGAAAAGUUGUCAGAAUGAGCACACCACUGGUUUUCAGCGUUCAGAAUCAAAGAUUUUUCGAACAUUCAUCAUGUGACUGUUGAACUAAAUGACGCUACACAGAACCAUGUACGUUAACGAUUUAGGAAUCACCAUCCUCUGAAUGAAAAAUGACGUUCGAAUCAAUGAAAAUGUUUUUGGAAAUCGUGGUUACUUGUAAUUUUAAUCUUUGCGGCUUUGGCAUCUGUUAUACCAAUGAUACACGAAACUUGGUGACAAUAUCUAGUGUAAUCAGAACUUUUUAGGGCCACUUGCACCAACGAAAAUGGAGGGUUAACCCACCAUUUUAUAUGGAAUUUGACAGAUGACAGCCCACUAACCCGAGUUGAAUGUUUGGUGCAAGUGGGCCUUAGUUAUACAAUAAAUCGUUCUCAGUGUCUUCCCCUUUUGUAUUAAAUAUAAUUAAAUAACUAAUAAUUAUUAAGUUGCAAGUGUUAAAUACCAGUUUACCUCUAAAUAGUAGAGUUCGAUUUCAAUGUAUUAUUAUGUAGACCACGUGUAGUACUGUGUGACAUUAUCGUACCUAAAACUACUAAAAGCAAUACAGCAUGGACCAUGAUGUCAAACUUAUAUGUGUUGGUGUUUCCAAAAACUUCCAUUUUUUAUAUUUUUAUAAUGUAAUAUUAAUUUUAGUAUUCAUUACAUGGUUUGAUAUGGUAAUUAUGUUGCUAAUGCUUAAUUUCGACAUAGCGUAGCUAAGUGUUACUAAUAAUUACGAUUAAUGGGAAAAAGGAUAGCUAUCUAUUUCUAAUAGAUGGCGCUUAAUAUGAAAAAGAAUGUCCGAUAUAAUGUCUAUUGGAUGAAAAAAAAUGUCCAAUGGAAUGGGAACGUUGAAAAAUUUAAAAUAGUUCCCGUUUUGAACCAUUAAUACCAAUAAGUAAUACUAUUUUUGUAUCCUUUAUUUAACUCAAGUAUAGCUGCUAUUUUUAAUAAUCAAAUGCCUUAUUAAAUUAUUACCUACUAUUAUUCAAUAGAUGAUGCAGGCAUCUAAAUCUGUUAGGGUUUAAGGUAGAGGUGUAGAGACAUUGAGAAUGAGGUAGAACAGUUUCGGGAAUUCCUAUAGCUACAAAAAGUUAACUGGAUUUUAUGAUAAAGUUAAAUAUACCUAGCUUCAUUAAUGGUCUGUAGCACGUCAUUUGCGUUCGAUUGCUAUUUAUAACAGUUGUUAGCAGAUGUACUAACGUCGUAAACCUGCAUGAUAUAAGAUAUAUUUUUGAUCACCUGACUUUGCUCGUUCCUAGCGUUGUGUUUGACCUCACACGGCACACAGGCCUGUCGCUGAGAUGUUAUGAUGCCCGUUGGUGGCCCGUUUGCAUGGUUUCGUGGAUGAAAGCAUCUGUUUAUAUGAUCAUUUAAGAUUGUCGGCCUUGUUGGUUUUACAGUUAGUGUAGAAUAAAGUUAAGUACUGACUAACAGCGUAAUAUAGACAUCGACCACUAAAACCUUUUAAAAACAUUGUAAAUAUUACCGCUGGCGAUGUGAGCCUCAAACUAUGAAACUCAUACGAUCCGCUAAUAAAUAGUAAUAUGAUAACAACUCUUAGGUUUCGCGUCGCCAGUUGAUAAUAUGUAUAACAAAGCUACAAAAUAAUACCGACUGAAAAUUGUCCAUAUUAAAUAACAUGUAGCGAACCCGUGUAAAGACUCCUCACUCAUGCUCAGUUUUGUAUAAGGUGGUACCUAAUGCCGAGAUCUACUGUGUGUCUAAUCGUUCGAUGUUGACCUGUAUGUAUA